Molecule: messenger RNA, 1997 nt
Organism: Sorghum bicolor (sorghum)
Lineage: Eukaryota; Viridiplantae; Streptophyta; Magnoliopsida; Poales; Poaceae
Product: NAD(P)H-dependent 6'-deoxychalcone synthase
Exons: 6
Coding region: 477-1559 (360 amino acids)
Cellular component (GO): cytosol
Molecular function (GO): aldose reductase (NADPH) activity
Source: RefSeq, a predicted model, not a curated record
CAAAAACCCAUCUCUAUCAGUCGCAUCUCCCCCGUGCGGUUGCGCCCGACAGCCGGCCGGCCCUUCUGCAGCAGCCCGCUCGCCCCAGGCGGAGGCAGUUCCCUCUCGCAACAGGCUGGGCGAGACCGGGGGGAAGCCGGCGAGUGGCUGGGAGCAGGAGCUAUUGGUGGCCGGCUGGGGAGCUCGUCCUCUCGGCGUUUGCUAGUCUGUGACGACCGGUGGCGGUUGGAUGGGACAAGCAGCUCCAAAUCUUCGGUGAGGCGCGGUGAGUCAGGUGGCGGCGUCAGGAAGGUGAGUGCUGUCUUCGCAGGGAAUAGCAGGAGCGAGCUGUUGGUCGUUGAAGCGGCGGCAGCUUACGGGGGACGAACGCACGGUCUCUGUUCGACGAAUCGCGUCUGCAGAGGAGCUGGGAAGAAAGCUCUGCUUCCUGGUCUGCGUAUUUACGUCUGUGGAGAAGCUUCAUUCACAGGCUCUGUAUGCAUAUCCUGAAUUUCAGUGCCGCAUACACUAUCUACACGGCCCCUGCCAUGCUAGAUAAACACAGACAACCACGUAAGCAGCAGGCCAUGUCAUCACCAGCAGCAAGGAGCAUCACCUGCUCCUCCAAAGUUCCAGAGUUCUUGGUGGGCAAUAUCGGGCAGCCAAUGCCGGCAGUGGGGCUUGGCACAGCGUCACACCCAUUUGUGGCGGAGGACGUCAGGACCGCCGUGCUCACUGCGCUGGAGCUUGGCUACCGCCACAUCGACACUGCAGCACUCUACGCCUCUGAGCGCGUUGUCGGCGAGGCCAUGGCUGAGGCAGUGCAGCGCGGGGUUGUGGUGUCCAGGGAGGAGUUGUUUGUGACAUCCAAGGUGUGGUGCACACAAUGCCAUCCUGAGCUUGUGCUCCCGUCCCUCAAGGAGAGCUUGAUGAACCUUCAAAUGGAAUAUGUUGAUUUGUACCUGAUUCAUUGGCCCAUGGCUGUAAAGCCUAGCAAGCCUCAUUUUCCAAUGAAAAGGGAGGACAUUGUGCCGAUGGACCUUAGUGGUGUAUGGCAGGCAAUGGAGGAAUGCCAUCGGCUUGGCCUUGCUAAAAUUAUUGGUGUUAGCAAUUUCACAACAAAAAAAUUGCUGGAGCUGCUUGCCAUUGCAAAAAUUCCCCCAGCUGUAAAUCAGGUUGAAUUGAAUCCCACUUGGCAGCAGAAAAAACUAAUUGAGUUCUGCAUUGACAAGGGUAUUCACGUGGCUGCUUAUUCUCCCCUAGGAGGCCAAAGAAUCUCUAAAAUGAACCCAGUACGACAAUCUGACAUUUUGGAAGAGAUUGGAAAGGCUAGAGGAAAGUCAGUGGCUCAGAUUUCACUGAGGUGGAUCUACGAGCAAGGCGCAAGCAUGGUGGUAAAGAGCUUAAAAAGGGAGAGGCUUAAAGAGAACAUUGAAAUCUUCGAUUGGGAAUUGAGUGACGAAGAUCGGUUUAAGAUUGGUCAGAUAGCACAGCGCAAGUUGAUCACAGUACAGAACCUCCUGUGUCCUGAAGGUAUCUCCAGUGUGGAUAUCUCGGAUGUUGAUGUUCUUGAAAUAUAGCUGCGAUCUCCAUCUAUUUGCAAUGGACAAAAAAAUUGGAGUACAGCAUGUUUGAUACGUCAGAAGCAGGAUUCAUGCCACUAUUAAACAGUUCUUUUAUUCGGUUCUAAAUAUGGUAGUGGCAGAUGCUCUAGGAUUCUGAUGUCUAGCAACCAACACGGCAACAGUUCUGCACUUAGAUGAAAUUCAUUGGGUUUCUUCACACAGGAUUUUUCUAUCAAUGCCUUAAUCCAUUAAUGCUGUUGCUGAAAUGCUGGAAACUACUUAUUAACUAAUAAACCAUGCUCCAAAGAGUAAAGAGAGCUGUAAUGUCUUCGAAGAGAGAAAACUGUGCACUUUGUUUCACAGUUCACUAGUAAGUAGUAACAAAUAGGGUUUUUUGGUGCCCAUUAAACUAUGUUAUAUUUCUUCUAUACCAUUUAAAUUUAUUUCCUCUUU